CGGAGCUCAGACCCCAUUUCCUCUCUGCUCUGGCGGUGGUGGAGCCCGCCUGCCUCGGAGACCCCGGCGCCGGCCCACGCGAGCCUCGCGCGCCAGGCCAGCGCUGCGCCCGGCCCCGGCGGCGGCAUGGGCGGCGCCCGGAAUGCGGUGUGGGUGGCGGCGGGCCUAGUCCUCGGGGCGGGAGCCUGCUACUGCAUUUACAGGCUGGUGCGGGGCCAGCGGCGAGGCGGCCGCGAGCUCGGGCGGCGCCCCUCGCGGUCCGCAGAAGACUUAACCGAUGGUUCAUAUGAUGAUGUCCUAAAUGCUGAACAACUUGAGAAACUCCUUUACCUGCUUGAGUCAACUGAGGAUCCUGUAAUUAUCGAGAGAGCUUUGGUCACUCUGGGCAACAAUGCAGCCUUCUCAGCUAACCAAGUCAUUAUUCGUGACUUGGGUGGCAUUCCCAUCAUUGGAAGCAAAAUCAACAGUCCCAACCACAGUAUUAAAGAGAAAGCUUUAAAUGCGCUGAAUAACCUGAGUGUGAAUGUUGAAAAUCAAGUAAAGAUAAAAGUGUACAUCAAUCAAGUCUGUGAGGAUGUCUUCUCUGGUCUGUUGGACUCUGCUGUGCAGCUGGCCGGACUGAGAUUGUUAACAAACAUGACUGUCACCAAUGACCACCAGCACAUGCUUAGCAGUUACAUCACAGACCUGUUCCAUGUGUUGCUUACAGGAAAUGGAAGCACCAAGGUUCAAGUUUUAAAACUGCUCUUGAAUUUGUCUGAAAAUCCAGCCAUGGCAGAAAGACUACUUGGUGCCCAAGUGGAUUCAUCAUUCCUUUCCCUUUAUGACAGCCACGUGGCAAAGGAGAUUCUUGUUCGAGUUCUCUCACUAUUUCAGAAUAUAAAUAACUGCCUCAAAAAGGAAGGCUGUUUGGCUGCUCAGCCUGACUUCACUAAAGGUUCACUGUUUUACCUGUUAUAUGGAGAAGACUGUGCCCAGAAAAUGAGAGCUUUAGUUCAUCACCAUGAUGUGGAUGUGAGGGAAAAGGUAACAGUACCAAAAUUCUAACCAGUUGGUCGGUCAUAUUUUAUCAGAGUCAUGCAGACUGGAAGUAAUGCACAUCAGCUUACUUUUUCAUCUUCCUUACAAAGGGAUUUUUCAGCUGCUGAAUUAAACACUAAAUAACAUGUUCCAUCAUUAACACAGCUAUAAUUUGCCUUGGUCUUCUGGUUUAUUUUGGAUUGUUUCAUUAAGACCAAACUAACAGAAGAACUUGUUCUGAAACCUUUCUUUUCUGCUGUUUGCUGAGAUACUUCAGUCAUUUCCCUGUGUGAAGUAACCGACCUUUUUAUGUGAUUUGAAAUGAUUGCAGUUACUUGUCUGAGGCAGCGUGAGUGUGGGAUGAAUUCGUUGUUUCAGAACUACCAUCAGAAGGACUUAGUCCGUUUAGCAGGGAUGAGAUCCUGAGCUCUCGAGACCACCUGCCAGCCUGGCAUGCCGCUUUCAGGUCUUUCCUAAUCAUAUUAUUCUCGUCAAGGACAGCUGUAAACAUUUAGAAGAAAUGUUUCCUAGUACUCAUUCACUGCCAUUUGCUGUGCCAUUAAGUGCAGACACUAUGUAUGAAAUACUGGGAUCAGUCAAAAUGCCCAUCCAUAGGUAAAGUCAGUCACCUGCUCUUAGAAGAACAAACGGGUGAAUGUGCCGACUAGACUCCUGGAAGUGAGGCUGAAAGUGAGAAAAUGACUUUUCUGCAUAUACCUUCUUCCACUGUUUGAUUUUUUUUACCAUGAGCAUAACCUUUAUAACUUUUUUUAAAUAAAAAGGAAAAAACUCACAAGGUUCUACAUGUAUUUUCCCUUUAGAGUACUUUAUUCAUUAAUUUUCCUCCAUCUUUCAUUGGUCUAAAAUUACAAUAUGAAAAAGUUUUAGCUAUUUUUUAAUAGUAUUUUUGUACCAUAAGGGUACUAUAAUAACUUACUGAUAUAUUUGAAUUCAGCCAGGUUUUAUAAUACUCAGGUUCAUAAGCACCACCAUCCUUAGUAUUAAGUAAAUCAGUAUGCAGGCAGCAGCUUUACUAUUCGGGUAUUUGAAGUAAAGCUGUAAGAGUACUUUAAAUUUCAUUUGUUGGUACAUAGAUUUCCAGAGGAAGUCACAAAUCCUCACACAAAAGAAUGUGCAUUGUCAGGGUUAUCCUGAUACAGAAAUCAAACUUGGAAGAAAAAUUUACAAUAGAAAAAGGAGUCAGUGUUAAGGUGAAAACACAGAUAGUCCCACUUGGCAUACAGUAGCAGUGUACACAGGAUGGUUAAGAAUGAUACUUCAGAGUGCUGCAAAUGCAUUAAUUCCCUGAAAGGCACAUUUCUUUAUAACAACUUUUUUAAUUGGCCUUAUUUAAUGAAAAUAUGUACUCAAAAUGUACACACAUUAAAACCAGUGUUUGGUUUCAAUAUGCUUUAGCAACACUAGAGUCUAAAACUCCCAUCUAAACCUUUCUUCUAUUAGUUUGAAUGAACAAUCACAUUUCCUGGAGAUUAGAGCUUGAGACUGAAAUGUUAAAAUGCUAGAGAAAUGGGGAGUCAUUUUUUACUACCCAGAAAGAAUUACAAAGAGAAAGUGCACUGUUUAUCUUUAUGUAGAUCAUGGCACAUGUUGGCUUUUAUUAGGUGCGAUUUUUCCUAAUUGAUGGUCCCACCUUCUUGGGCAGUGAGGAGUAUCAAAGUGUUCCUCAGUUACCACAGGAGAAAGGGAAACUUGAAUACAAUCUUACAAGUUGGUAUAGAUGCCAGGUAAUCAAAGAGGAAAAUGAAAUUGACUUAGAGGUAAGACAGAUUAAAAGGUAUUCAACAUAUAUUUGGAGGGAAGAAUGGACUUGUCUUAUCUUUCAAAAUUUGUUUUUGCUUUACACAUUAACCCUUCAAAAUGGACAACAAGUUAAAAGCUGGAAACCACUAAACAGAGUAAGAUUCUACAAAGGUGAAGCUCAAUGUACUUCUUAACAAAAUGUCAAGUAGAAAGAAUAUGAAUAGUAGUAAAUAUUAAAGCUUGUGAAGAGGCCUAGAAAAAUGAGGCCCAAUUAAGCAGAUUUAGAACAUAAAGUGCUCAGAGACUCUCAGCGGAGCAGUACCUGCAAAGACAAAAAUAAUGUUAAGGCCAUUCGUGGAGAAGUAAUUAAGCAAGAUGUGCUUGGCUUGGCUUGCUGCAGAGAGCAGAGGUAAGAUGAUUUUCAGUUGAGCAUGCAACAGCAAGGAGGGGGCCAGACCACUGGCUAGUACUGGGGAAAUAUGCCCCAAAGCUAGUCCACUACAAAUUUUACAUCUUCAUUUCUGUCCACUUGCUAAAAUGUCCCUUUGCAGUGAAAAAGUAUGCUUGUUCAGUUUUUUUCCUGGAAGUUUGUUUUAUGGGGAAAUUUUUUGUGCUUUAGUAUCACCAAAUCACGUUCACAUACAUUACAUACACAUUUCUCCUUAACUGAUUUGCAUCUUUGUAGAUAAAUGUAGAUUUACAUUUAUUUUGGCUAUUACUCUCCAGAUUUAGAUCUACCUGUGUUAGGCAGUGAUAAAUAAUUUUUCUCCCUUAGAUUUUCAAAGUGCUUUUU
Manis javanica (Malayan pangolin) is the source of this 3574-nucleotide messenger RNA. It is a transcript of the gene ARMC10, whose product is annotated as armadillo repeat containing 10. Gene Ontology annotation, biological process: negative regulation of intrinsic apoptotic signaling pathway by p53 class mediator. Gene Ontology annotation, cellular component: mitochondrion. The record is from RefSeq and is a predicted model, not a curated record. NCBI's taxonomy places the organism in Eukaryota, Metazoa, Chordata, Mammalia, Pholidota, Manidae.